UAGCGCAGGACCUGUCCGGGCUCAAGAGCCGGAGGGGCGACACUGGUUAGCACGGUGCUUACAUUUGAGAAGGCAUGAGCCAAUAUUAUAUGUGAAGGAAGUGUGUUAUGGCGGGCGAGGUGCGAACCAAAACCAAAAAACCAACUAUAGGAUGUGACAGGAAUUCAGCAUCCAUUUAGCGGAAAUACUCUUGCAAGAAUACUACUUUCCUCCUUCACCGCCUCAGAUUGCUAUGCUCAGCUCCGCUCUGCUCCAGACCGCGCAUGUCCUGGAGCUCGGGAGCGGUAUCGGCCUACUCUCCGUUCUGCUCUCCCCAAUCGUGCGCAAAUAUACUGCCACGGACAUUCCGGCAUCACUCCCCCUCCUGCAGAAGAAUGGCGGAUCAAACAACAUCACCCAGGUUGUGACAGUAGAGGAGUUAGACUGGGUUUUCCUUGCAGGGCUAAACGAAGAACGGAAAACCCGAUAUUUUCCACUGUCAGAUCCACCCGAUAUCGUACUCGCCGUCGACUGCCUGUACAACCCCUCACUUCUGAAACCGUUCCUGACGACCCUUUCGUAUCUCUGCCGCCCUACAUCUUCCAUGUCAGAACGCCCCAAGAGGCGACCUGUUGCACUGGUCAUGUCGGAACUCCGUGACUCCGAGGUUAUGCGGGAGUUUCUCACGCUCUGGCUGGAGCUGGAUGGAGACCAGGGAGGCUGGACGAUUUGGAGAGCGGGGGAAGGUGUCCUCAAGGGAACACGUUGCGUACUUUGGGUAGGAUGGAGAACUGGAUGAAGAUGCUGGGUGUCUCUCAGGUAACGGCGUGGGCAGUUGGUCACGCGCUGUGGUACACCGGCAGUACCGUAACAACUUCGGGAUUCAUGACUGAGGCAAUCUCCAUGACUUCUGAGCGGAUCUACGCUGACUGUCAGAUGCGGUGAUUGAUCUUCCAUCCACUUGUCUGUAGGCUUCUUCUCUUACAGAGAUGGGACCGGCUUGUCCCCAAUACUGCGAUUCCACCCUCCUACAUUCGCUACCAAGCUAUGCAGGAAGAAAGCCCGCGAAGGUGGAAAUGUCGGAGGGGGUAGUCGACAUGCUGGCGGCGUGCUUAGCAACAAUCAAACAAUCCGCCGAUGCACAAUUGCCUCCGUUUCACCGCGGAGAGGCUAUGAGAUAUGGGAGUUUCAACCCUGCGAGAAGAGGGACCCGCCGAUCCCGACCUACCCUCAUUCACUGCCCGCCC
Messenger RNA from Dacryopinax primogenitus, 1226 nucleotides. RefSeq lists its product as uncharacterized. The transcript has a single exon. Bases 233 to 778 code for a protein of 181 amino acids. The record is from RefSeq and is a predicted model, not a curated record. Lineage: Eukaryota; Fungi; Basidiomycota; Dacrymycetes; Dacrymycetales; Dacrymycetaceae.